AUGAAGGAGAGCAGCAGCACCGAGGACAGGAUCAGGUUGGGCAGGCCGCCAGGCGCCGAGGCGAGUGGUGGCGCCGAGGCGAGUGGCAGCGCCGAGACCGCCGCCGAGGCGGCGGACGAGGACGAGGAGGCGCAUGUGCUGCAGCUGCCAUCGGGCAUCGCCGCCGACGCGACCGAGUGCUUCGUCGUCGACGGCUCGGCGCACGAGGUGCACGUGUUUAGCACAGCCGACGGCUCCCGCCUGCGCCGCCUCGGUCAGCGCGGCACGUGGCCCGGCGAGUUUGAAUUCCCGUGGGGCACCCUCGUCACGCCGAGCGCUGGCCGACUGAGUGGGGUGUGCGUCGACGCCGAGCAAGCGCGCGUGUGCCUCGUCGACCACUCGGCCAAGGCGGUGCGCGUGCUGGCGCGCUGGGAGGCGGCGGACGCCGGGGCGGCGAGCCGGCCGAGCGAGCCGUCGACCAGCGAGGCCGGCAAGCCAGAGGUCGGCAUCAGUCAGAACCUGCGAAGAGAUCAGAGAGAGCUUGGUGGGUGA
Messenger RNA from Emiliania huxleyi CCMP1516, 531 nucleotides. RefSeq lists its product as hypothetical. The record is from RefSeq and is a predicted model, not a curated record. The transcript is spliced from 3 exons. Bases 1 to 531 code for a protein of 176 amino acids. NCBI's taxonomy places the organism in Eukaryota, Haptophyta, Isochrysidales, Noelaerhabdaceae.